Molecule: messenger RNA, 2638 nt
Organism: Clupea harengus (Atlantic herring)
Lineage: Eukaryota; Metazoa; Chordata; Actinopteri; Clupeiformes; Clupeidae
Product: aryl hydrocarbon receptor nuclear translocator-like protein 1
Biological process (GO): regulation of DNA-templated transcription
Cellular component (GO): transcription regulator complex; nucleus; cytoplasm
Molecular function (GO): DNA-binding transcription factor activity; protein dimerization activity
Source: RefSeq, a predicted model, not a curated record
CCCUGACCUCAUCAGCAGUUCCAUAGGAGCCGCUGGCCUCGACUACACUCGCAAGAGGAAAGGGAGCACCACAGACUACCAAGAGAAGACCUGCUGUAGACAUCAGAGGGGCAAUGAGGAGCUGCUGACCUGCUAGAGAUCUGAAGAGAACCCAGAGAACCGCUAAAGAACCCCAGAAGACUGAAAUGCACUCAUGAAUAUCUGUGACGACCUGAUGGCUGACCAGAGAAUGGACAUCUCCUCCACCAUGAGUGACUUCAUGUCUCCAGGCAACCCUGACCUCAUCAGCAGUUCCAUAGGAGCCGCUGGCCUCGACUACACUCGCAAGAGGAAAGGGAGCACCACAGACUACCAAUUUGAUGGCUUUUCUUUUGAUGACAGUAUGGAGACAGACAAUGACAAUCAGCUGUGCAGUACUGAUCAACAAGGCCGCAUCAAGAAUGCAAGGGAGGCCCAUAGUCAGAUUGAGAAGCGGCGCCGUGAUAAGAUGAACUGCUUCAUAGACGAGCUGGCGGCUCUGGUGCCCACCUGCAAUGCCAUGAGCCGCAAGCUGGACAAACUCACCGUGCUCCGCAUGGCUGUGCAGCACAUGAAGACACUACGAGGUGCUGCUAACCCUUACACUGAGGCCAACUACAAACCUGCGUUCCUGUCUGAUGAUGAGUUGAAGCAACUCAUACUGAAGGCAACGGACGGCUUUCUUUUCGUUGUGGGGUGUGAUCGGGGGAAGAUUCUUUUCGUCUCGGAAUCUGUUUAUAAAAUCCUCAACUACAGCCAGAAUGAUCUGAUUGGCCAGAGCCUGUUUGAUUACCUGCACCCUAAAGACAUUGCCAAAGUGAAGGAGCAGCUCUCGUCCUCGGACACCGCCCCUCGGGAGCGACUCAUUGAUGCCAAGACUGGUCUCCCUGUGAGGACCGAUGUGGCUCCGGGUCCGUCCCGACUGUGUGCCGGAGCACGGCGCUCCUUCUUCUGCAGGAUGAAGUGUAACAGACCCCUCAUCAAGAUGGAGGACAAGGACUUCAGCUCCACCUGCUCCAAGAAGAAAGCGGACCGCAAGAGCUUCUGCACCAUCCACAGCACAGGCUACCUGAAGAGCUGGCCGCCCACGAAGAUGGGCGUGGAGGAGGAGGAGCCGGACAGCGAGGGCUGCAACCUGAGCUGCCUGGUGGCCAUCGGACGCCUGCACCCGCACAUCCAGCUCCCGCCCGCACACACACACAUCCGCGUCAAGCCCACCGAGUACGUCUCGCGCCACGCCAUCGACGGCAAGUUCGUCUUCGUAGACCAGAGGGCCACUGCCAUCCUGGCCUACCUGCCUCAGGAGCUGCUGGGCACCUCCUUCUACGAGUAUUUCCACCAGGACGACAUCGGACACCUGGCCGAGUGCCACAGGCAAGUGCUACAGAUGCGUGAGAAGAUCACCACCAACUGCUACAAGUUGAAGAUCAAAGAUGGCUCCUUCAUCACGCUGCGCAGUCGCUGGUUCAGCUUCAUGAACCCCUGGACCAAAGAGGUGGAGUACAUCGUCUCCACCAACACCGUCGUCUCGGUUACUGUGGCAGAGGGAGGGGACCCAAGCUACCCCCAGCUAUCAGCCUCGCCCCAGAGCAUGGACAGCAUGCUGACACCAGGAGACGGUAGGCGGGCGCUGCAGACGGUACCCGGUAUCCCCGGUGGCACACGGGCGGGAGCUGGGAAGAUCGGCCGCAUGAUCGCAGAGGAAGUCAUGGAGAUCCAGAGGAUCCGAGGCUCCUCCCCCUCCAGCUGUGGGUCCAGCCCCCUGAACAUGACCAACAGCACACCACCCCCCGACACACACUCACCUGGGGGAAAGAAGAUCCAAAAUGGCGGCACUCCUGACACUCCAUCUGCAGGUCUCGUUUCAGGGCCAGACUCCAUAGGAUACCCCUACUCCAACAACUCCCUCCUGAGUGACAGCUCUCACGUGGGUAUUGACAUCAUGGACGAGCCGGGCUCCAGUAGCCCCAGUAACGACGAGGCAGCUAUGGCCGUCAUCAUGAGCUUACUGGAGGCUGACGCAGGACUCGGAGGACCAGUGGACUUCAGCGACCUGCCUUGGCCUCUCUGAACACACACACACACACACUCACACACACACACACACACAAAUGAAAGGCUGUCAGUCAGAAUCAUAGAAAAGUCUGACUGAAGAUUCACCUGCUGUCUCUCACACAUUCUCACACACACACUACAAAAUACAUAAACACACUCACACGUUAAAAUACACAUACACGCACAUGCUAAAACAUACACAGAAACAUAAACACACACACACACACACACACACACACACACAGCAACUUCUCCAGUCACAUCUCACACACCUCAGCAAAAUAGGAAGAACUUUUUGUACUUUUUUGUACUGUACUCUGAAGGUUAUUUAGCUGAAGGAGGUGUGUGUGUGUGUGUGCGCUACAGGAGGUGUGUACUGUACUCUAAAUGUUAUGUAGCUAGAGGAGAGGUAGGUGUGUGUGUGUGUGUGCUAGAGGAGGUGUGUAUUCUGAGACGCUUGGCAUUGUAAAUCUGCUUAUUCCAUGAUAUGUCUCCUUUUCUGACUAUAUGUGAGAAGUGUACUGUAUGGCGUUAGCUUAUUUUUAAAAUAAAAAAAUAAAUCUUU